Molecule: messenger RNA, 1314 nt
Organism: Trypanosoma theileri
Lineage: Eukaryota; Euglenozoa; Kinetoplastea; Trypanosomatida; Trypanosomatidae
Product: TATE DNA Transposon
Exons: 1
Biological process (GO): proteolysis
Molecular function (GO): cysteine-type peptidase activity
Source: RefSeq, a predicted model, not a curated record
GUGAGUGACAAGCACUACAGCCACAACACUAGUGGACUUAUAUACAUCCCGCUCUUCACACGAUCUCAUUGGAUCGCGGGGGUAUUUUCAUUAUCCUCCCAAGCCGCAUCAUUGAACAAUAUAGGCGAAAAACAACAACAACAACGUAAAACGUACGUGCUACGUGUUUACGACUCGGCACCGUCACCGCCAGUGGAGCGCGAUAUACGACGUGCUCUCAGACCGUAUGAUGACAGCAUCACGGUAGAGUUUGUCCCGACCCCACGACAAGUGCGGUCUAGCGAGGAUUGUGGCAUUUUUAUGUCCAUACGUUUUUUUGCGUUUGCGGUCAAUGUGAAUGUCCGCAUCACGCCCGGUUUGACCAAGAUGGUCCGACAUUUGUUCGACACUGUGCUACGCCACUGCGAGGAACCGCCGACACGUGCGUUUUUCCUAUCGAGACUGAAACGUUUUCUAGAACUACGAACUGACAUGGAACGCCAAAACCUGUUAAACGCCACUAUAAUGGAAUGGCGACAACAGCAGCAUCAGCAGCACCCAACACAUCAACAGAAGAAAAACCUAUCGCGACAUCGCGAUGAGAGAGAGUGGCUUUACGGAGGGACAGGUGCCUCACAGCCAUCACAGCAACGAAGUCGACGAACGACGAAUGUGAAUGAUGACGAAGCUGUUGUCAACGCGGUGCGAGCGACCACUGGAAACGAGGAGGCGAUGGAACCCAUGGAGUGGUCCCAACCCCAGAGUGAGGUUGAAGGGCCAUUGCAAGAACGAGAAGAGGAAGAUGUGACAGGACUGGAAGUUGUGGAUGCGGUAAGAGCGGAAACCAAGUUUCCCGCUGAACCCAAGCGGCGACUGAUUGUGUGCCAGGCACGUCGCGUGCUGCUUCGCACGCAACUCGACUGGGAGGUGCAUCGGCGUCGCAAGGUUACCUACAUUCUGGCCGGUCUCGCGCUUAUCUCGGUUGGCAAGGGAGAUGACAAGGAGCUGCGGCCCCAGUCGAUCACCAAUUUUCGCACCAAGAAUCAUUUGGAUAAUUUGACCGAGUUCGACCUGUCCACCGUCUUUGACGCUUUGCAACUGCCUUAUUUUUCCCUUCAAUUCAACGACGAUCGUCCACGGGCCCAGCAGAAACGCUCGAACAAGACGGACGGCAAUCUGAGAGCACANAGACUCUCUCUGAGAGUCGUUGCUGCGCUGAUAACAGUGGUAUUUCAUCUCGUCAGUGUAAGUAUCCUGUUCCCACUAUUGGGUUGGUGGGCUAUCUGUCUGGAAAUAUCGAUGAAGGGAAAUGGAAUGAUGAAUACCUCGGCGUGA